Molecule: messenger RNA, 1451 nt
Organism: Selaginella moellendorffii
Lineage: Eukaryota; Viridiplantae; Streptophyta; Lycopodiopsida; Selaginellales; Selaginellaceae
Product: low-temperature-induced cysteine proteinase
Exons: 5
Coding region: 17-1378 (453 amino acids)
Cellular component (GO): lysosome
Molecular function (GO): cysteine-type endopeptidase activity
Source: RefSeq, a predicted model, not a curated record
UUUCUUCUUGUAGUGAAUGGCCGUUUCUUGGAGGAUGGGGCCAGGGCGGGCAAUGGCGGCCGCCUUGAUCCUUUUCAUCGGAGCUAUGUGCGCGGCGGCGAUGGCUGGAUCGUCCGACAGCGAUCUCUCUGGUGAGUAUGCGAGUUGGUGCGCGAAAUUUGGGAAGGAGUGCGCGUCAAGCAACUCCCUCGGCGAUCACCGCUUUGAGACCUUCAAGGAGAACUUCAGGUACAUCGAGGAGCACAAUCGCGCGGGCAAGCACUCGUAUCGUCUGGGGCUCAACCAGUUCUCGGAUCUCACGAGUGAAGAGUUUCGGCAGCGAUUCCUCGGCUUGCGGCCGGAUUUAAUCGACUCGCCGGUGUUGAAGAUGCCACGGGACAGCGAUAUCGAGGAAGGAUUCCAGAAUGUGGAUCUCCCUGCUAGCGUGGAUUGGAGGCAACAUGGCGCGGUCACGGCACCCAAAGAUCAAGGCUCGUGUGGGGGAUGCUGGGCUUUCGCCACGACUGGCGCUAUAGAAGGAAUCAACCAGAUUGUCACGGGCCAGCUUGUGAGCUUAUCCGAGCAAGAGUUGAUCGACUGUGACAAGAAGGCUGAUAAAGGAUGCGAUGGAGGUCUGAUGGAGAACGCAUAUCAGUUCAUCGUGGAGAACGGUGGACUUGAUACUGAGACGGACUAUCCAUACCAUGCCUCUGAGAGCCACUGUAACAUGAAGAAGUUGAAUUCCCGCGUGGUGGCCAUUGAUGGUUACAAAGCUAUACCGGAGGGUGACGAGCAGGCUCUCUUGCUUGCUGUGGCCAAGCAGCCCGUGAGCGUGGCGAUUGAAGGCGCUAGUAAAGACUUCCAGCACUAUGCCUCGGGAGUGUUCACUGGCCAUUGUGGUGAAGAGAUCAACCACGGAGUCCUGAUCGUCGGCUAUGGCACCGAGGACGGCCUCGACUACUGGAUCGUCAAGAACUCGUGGGCCGCCACCUGGGGAGACGGCGGCUUCGUAAAGAUGCAGCGGAACACUGGCAAGCGCGGAGGCUUGUGCAGCAUCAACACGCUGGCCUCGUAUCCGGUAAAGUCUGGUGGCAAUCCUCCACAGCCGGAACCUCGGCCACCAUCGCCGGAGCCACCAUCGCCAGCUCCCGAGCAGCAGUGCGACAAGUUCAACAAGUGUCCCUCGGGCACCACUUGCUGCUGCCGCUUUCCAAUCGGUCCAAAGUGCUUGCUCUGGGGAUGUUGCGGCGUCGAGUCGGCCGUGUGCUGCCCGGAUCAUCAGCACUGCUGCCCCCACGACUAUCCGGUUUGCCACCCAAAGGACGGGCUUUGCUUGAAGAGUUCUAGCGACGUGCGUGGAGUGAAGCUAACGAAGAGCACACUGCCUAUCUGGAGCUGAUGACAGUGGAUUGACUAUGUAUAUAUUUUUCUACUGUGUACAGAGCUUAUUUAAAUCUAAUAUUAUUGUUGUC